AGAACUAUUUUCCAGCGUGACGUAGCGCGUCAUCUGACCAAUCGCUGUCGAGCUGAGGCUGAUAUUAAGAGAAAGUUUACAGUGAGUGAGGGUUACACCGUUUUUUCAUUCUCACUGACAUUUCCACUCCAAACGGGAUUCAAACGUGACACACAGUCUGGACUCAUGAGAUCGUUUUAAUUUUAUUCAAUCGCAAGGACUUGAAACUGCAGGAUAUUGAUCAGAAGUCAGAAAUAUCCCGGGAAUUUCCUUCCAGAAAGAGGGACGGUGGAAAAACAUAUAUUUUGAGAAGAAAUUACUAUCGGAGAGCCAUUGUUUAUUUCCAAGUUUCACUGUUUUGCUCGGAAGGGCUCAGGCGGGGGAGCAGAAUGCCUCAAAAAGAAUACCAUAACCAACCCACGUGGGAAUCAGGAGUGGCGUCCAUGAUGCAAAACAGUCACAGCGGCGUCAACCAGCUCGGCGGGGUGUUUGUGAACGGCAGACCGUUACCGGACUCCACCAGACAGAAGAUCGUCGAACUCGCUCACAGCGGAGCGCGACCCUGCGACAUCUCCAGGAUUUUGCAGACCCAUGAUGAUGCAAAAGUCCAACUGGACAAUAAGAACGUGUCCAAUGGGUGUGUGAGCAAGAUUCUGGGGAGAUAUUAUGAGACCGGCUCCAUCCGACCACGAGCCAUCGGAGGGAGCAAACCGAGGGUAGCGACGCCUGAAGUGGUCGGCAAAAUAGCGCAGUACAAGAGGGAGUGUCCCUCUAUAUUUGCCUGGGAAAUUCGGGACAGACUGCUGUCUGAGGGGGUGUGCACCAACGAUAACAUACCCAGCGUGUCGUCGAUAAAUCGAGUCCUACGCAACCUGGCUAGCGAAAAGCAACAGAUGGGUGCAGAUGGCAUGUACGACAAGCUGAGAAUGCUCAACGGGCAGACCGGCACGUGGGGGACGCGCCCGGGAUGGUACCCUGGUACGUCUGUGCCAGGACAACCAAAUCAAGCAGAUGGUUGCCAGCAACAGGACAACAGUGGCGAGAACACGAACUCCAUCAGCUCAAACGGCGAGGACUCAGAUGAGACUCAAAUGCGACUGCAAUUGAAAAGAAAACUGCAAAGAAACCGAACGUCGUUCACUCAGGAGCAGAUCGAAGCCCUGGAAAAAGAGUUUGAAAGAACCCACUAUCCAGAUGUUUUCGCAAGAGAAAGACUUGCAGCAAAAAUUGACCUUCCGGAAGCUAGAAUACAGGUAUGGUUCUCAAACAGAAGAGCGAAAUGGAGGAGGGAAGAGAAGCUGAGGAACCAGCGACGACAAGCCAGCAAUUCCUCCAGUCACAUUCCCAUCAGCAGCAGUUUCAACACGAGCGUCUACCAGGCAAUCCCACAACCCACCACUCCUGUGUCCUUCACAACAGGGUCAAUGCUGGGCCGCUCAGACACGGCUCUGACCAACUCGUACACGGGUUUGCCUCCGAUGCCCAGCUUCACAAUGGCCAACAACCUGCCUAUGCAACCAAGCCAGACAUCUUCCUAUUCCUGCAUGCUGCCCACCAGUCCGUCCGUGAAUGGGCGAAGCUACGACACAUACACACCCCCUCAUAUGCAGGCACACAUGAACAGCCAAACAAUGGCAACUUCUGGUACCACCUCAACAGGACUCAUCUCCCCUGGAGUGUCUGUCCCUGUCCAAGUUCCCGGAACUGAGCCAGACAUGUCUCAGUAUUGGUCAAGAUUACAGUAAAGAAAAGAGUUACUUCGCCCUUUGACUUCCACACAGAGACUAAGAGAGAACCCGGACCUCUGCAGCAGUAUUUUCACAAACACACAGACAGACACACACAAAUAAACACGGGGACGAGGCGGCGUGUGGUCUCUUCACAGUCGGAAAACUUUGCGGCACUACCUUUAAGAGGAAAAACUGACACUAGAGAGACUUUAAUGGAACAAAACGCAACAAACCUCUGCUACAUCCACAUUUUUUUUUUUUUUUUUUUGUUGUAUUUGUACAUUUAUAUGUAAAGAGGAAAAGACAAUUCAACAGCCAAAAGAUAUGUUAGUCUCACAUCCAUUGUGAACAACAUAUUGGGACUGUUUUCUGCUGUGCUAAUAUCAGGAUUAUGGAUCAGACUUCAUACAGGCCCAUAUCAAACCAGCGAAGCAGAAACAUACCAAGAGGAGACGCCCACUAGAGUUACCGGCUACGAGGACGAAGCUCAAAUCAACCCACAACGGCUUCAGUUGACGACAUACUAUUGUACCUACAAAAGGAACAACAGCCAUUAUGUAAAUUACUGAGUACUUUUUAAUUAUGUAUGAGGGUUGGGAGAUGAGUCGACGGAUUCUGAGGCCGCUCGCGCUUGAUAAUUUAUUGGGAAGUUAUCGUACGGUAGACUUUGGCAUCAAACUAACACUCAUCCAUUCUGCUACUGUCCAAUUGUAAGUAUUUGUUUUCCCUAGAAAUUUCCUCUCGGAAUUAUCGCGGAACAUAAAUAUAUUCUUAUUUGUAUUGCCCCGAGAAAAAUCUUUAAUUGUUUUAUACAGAUUUUCAUGCAUCGUUAAAAAAAAAGAAAAAAAAGAAAAAGAAAAGGAAAACAUUUCUUUAGGUCAGGUACAAGUUGUCUAUUAGGUAUAGUUGUAUUAUAGUGUCCUACGGUCAAAUAAUUUUGUGAGACUAGAAAUAUUUAAUUCCAAUAAUUAUGAUUAAAAACGCUUGACAGAGUUUUUUUUUUUUUUAAAAAAACAAAACGUAAGUGUUUGGCAGUUGUUUACAAGUACAUAUCAGACUUAAACCAUUGUUGAUUGUAAAAACAGACCAAAGCCUUUGUAUUUCAUCUAUUACACAACAAUCUUAAUCUUCUCUCUCUUUUUUUUUUAAUCGUUAGUCUUGUGUUGCUACAUUUUGUAAAGGAAAAAAAAGUCGUUUUACAUUCUAGUACACUGGCUUCGAGUACAUUCGACUGCGGCUUAAUCACGCAGUCAUUUAUUUAUGAUCGACAACCGUUUGUGGUUUUAAAAAACAUCUCUUGAAUUCUGCGUUUUUGUUGUGUACCUGAAACAUGAACACUUGUAAUGGUUUUUUGUGUCAGAGCAAUGCUUUGGAAAACAAAAGGUCUACCCUGUCUUGCAGAUAUUUCAAUUUAACUUUAUUUAAAAGCUUUCUAAAUGUAUUUUGUGAAAACUAUUAAAACAUUUUGUACAGUA
Messenger RNA from Megalobrama amblycephala (Wuchang bream), 3184 nucleotides. RefSeq names its product paired box 6b (gene pax6b). Bases 369 to 1724 code for a protein of 451 amino acids. The transcript is spliced from 13 exons. Gene Ontology annotation, biological process: anatomical structure development; regulation of transcription by RNA polymerase II. Gene Ontology annotation, molecular function: RNA polymerase II cis-regulatory region sequence-specific DNA binding; DNA-binding transcription factor activity, RNA polymerase II-specific. Lineage: Eukaryota; Metazoa; Chordata; Actinopteri; Cypriniformes; Xenocyprididae. The record is from RefSeq and is a predicted model, not a curated record.